UGUGGUAAUUUUCUUGCAACUGUUGUGGAUAUUCUUACACUUAUUGGAUUUUGUGAGGAUAUUGUUACGGAUGAAAGGCGAAAGGCCAAAGCCUAUUUGAUGUUACAGAGAAAUGAUCUUGGUCUGGUGUGGCUCGUGAAGUCUUCCCUAGAGACUGAAUUUAGCUGGGCAAUGGAGCAGCAGCAACAGGUGAAUAGCUUUGCAGUUGUGUGGAGAGGACAAAAAAUUACUCUUGAGAUGAAUCCGAGCGCCACCUUUAACGAUUUCGGUGAAAAGCUGCAAGAACUCACGAACGUCAAGGCCGAUACUUUGAGGCUGCUUGUUCCCAUCGACAUCACUUCAAAAAUGAUACAUCCCUUUACCAAAGAGCACUCGUCUGUACGUCUUGACUCCAUUUCGUUGCUGAAGGGAAAAUCUAUUAUAAUGAUGGGAGUACCUGAAGAUGAGGUUGAUGAACUCUUACGGAAUGCGAAGGUGGACCUAAGGAUAGCUGGGUUUGAUGAAGAAGAAAGGAGAUUGAAGCAAAGGAGUGGACAUGGGUCAUAUUCCUUGCAGAAACUUCCUCAAGGAAAUUACAUUUUUUGUGAUUUUCGGACACUUAGUCUUCCUGGAAUAGAGUUAAAUCCUCCUGCUUCGAAGGCUUUAGAGUUGCUUCAUAAGCUUGCUUCAGAUCCAGGAAUUAUCGCAAUAAUGAAUAAGCAUCGUUGGCGGGUGGGAAUCUUGACCGAGAUGGCACCGGUUGGGUAUGUUGGAAUUAGCCCAAAGUGCAUUCUUGGUUUCAACCAGGAAAAUACGACACCCAUUCCUGAUCCAAUUGUUGAUAGCAAUCAGAAUGCCCCAGAACCCGAUCCUGAUGAUCGUGAGAACAAAAAAAGUGAGCUACCUGAACCUUUUGUGGAUUCUAGGAUUAAUUCUACCGAACCAAACAAUAUAAAUGUACAAAUCGAAGAAUCUGGAUUAAAUAAUUCUGAGGAGGAACUUCUCAUGCCGCUGAAUGAUUGUCACACAGAGGAUAUGCAGACAGAGAUUGAUCCCGGCCAAUCUGUUUUGAAAAGCCAAACUUCUGAGCCUGAUCCGGAUGAUCCUGAGUUGCAGAUAAUCCAAGACCCAGUUACCGCAGUUUAUGAUCGUUUGCAGAGGGCAAUUCAGUCAUUAAAAUAUGAAGUAAUUCCCCCUGACACUGGGCGGGUACUGCAAACAUUGUUUAAGAUAAUAUGUAAUGUGAUUGAACAUCCGGAUGACGUGAAGUACAGAAAACUCAGAAAGGCUAAUCCAACGAUUCAGAGGAACAUUAUUACUUACAAAGCUGCUGUGGAUAUUUUGACACUUAUUGGAUUCUGUGAGGGUAUUGUCACGGAUGAAAGGGGAAAGGCCGAAGCCUAUUUGAUGUUAAAGAGAAACGAUCCUGGCUUGUUGUGGCUUGCGAAGUCUUCCCUGGAGACAUGCAUAUCUUAG
Striga asiatica is the source of this 1455-nucleotide messenger RNA. The record is from the annotation of a GenBank genome assembly. Lineage: Eukaryota; Viridiplantae; Streptophyta; Magnoliopsida; Lamiales; Orobanchaceae.